CAACCCCUGUUCGGGCAGGGUGGAGGUCUUCCUCCAGGGCCAGUGGGGCACAGUUUGUGAUGAUGACUGGGACCUGGUCGCUGCCAAGGUGGUGUGCAGACAGUUGGGCUGUGGGAGGGUGCUGUCUACACCAAGUGGUGCCACUUUUGGACCUGGACAAGGACCUAUUAUGGAUUAUGUCAACUGCAAUGGCCACGAAUCUGAGCUCACACAGUGUGGCCACAGAGGACUGUGGUCCCACAGCUGUGGUCACCAGGAUGACGCUGGAGUUGUCUGUGAAGCUGCCUCUUCAGUGAGACUGGUCAACGGUCUCUCCAACAACCCCUGUUCAGGCAGGGUGGAGGUCUUCCUCCAGGGCCAGUGGGGCACAGUUUGUGAUGACGACUGGGACCUGAAUGAUGCCCAGGUGGUUUGUACACAGCUGGGCUGUGGCAGUGCCAUAUCAGCCACCAACAAGGCAUAUUUUGGACCGGGAGCAGGACCCAUCUGGUUGGACGAUGUCAACUGUGGAGGAAAUGAAACGUCAAUAACCGACUGUGAACAUCAAGGGUUUGGUUCUCAGAACUGCAAACACGCCCAAGACGCUGGCAUCAUCUGUGAUGCUGCAACUCCAGUGAGACUGGUCAACGGUCUCUCCAACAACCCCUGUUCAGGCAGGGUAGAGAUCCUCCUCUAUGGCCAGUGGGCCACAGUUUGUGAUGAUUACUGGGACCUGCUCGAUGCCCAGGUGGUGUGUAGACAGUUGGGCUGUGGGAGGGUGCUGUCUGCACCACAUGGGGCCACUUUUGGACCUGGCCAAGGGCCUAUAGGGUUGGAUGAUGUCAACUGCAAUGGCCACGAAUCUGAUCUCACACAGUGUGGCCACAGAGGACUGUGGACCCACGACUGUGGUCACCAGCAGGAUGCUGGUGCUGUCUGUGAAGGUAAUACAUUUAACAUGUGGCUACACAUUAUCGGCUUUUUCUUCUGCUAA
Messenger RNA from Gadus chalcogrammus (walleye pollock), 973 nucleotides. RefSeq names its product deleted in malignant brain tumors 1 protein-like. The record is from RefSeq and is a predicted model, not a curated record. The transcript has 3 exons. Lineage: Eukaryota; Metazoa; Chordata; Actinopteri; Gadiformes; Gadidae. Bases 170 to 973 code for a protein of 267 amino acids. Gene Ontology annotation, cellular component: membrane.